Messenger RNA from Alternaria triticimaculans, 1383 nucleotides. RefSeq lists its product as uncharacterized. Gene Ontology annotation, cellular component: extrinsic component of endosome membrane; early endosome; late endosome. Gene Ontology annotation, molecular function: phosphatidylinositol binding. NCBI's taxonomy places the organism in Eukaryota, Fungi, Ascomycota, Dothideomycetes, Pleosporales, Pleosporaceae. The record is from RefSeq and is a predicted model, not a curated record. Gene Ontology annotation, biological process: endosome to lysosome transport; early endosome to late endosome transport; protein targeting to lysosome. Bases 1 to 1383 code for a protein of 460 amino acids. The transcript is spliced from 4 exons.
AUGACAGAGAGUACGAACCGCGAUCCAGACGUCCCUCUUGCGCAGCCACCAAGCUACCAGGCCUCAGCAUCGUCGACCCCGGGAGCCACGGGGACCAACGUGCAAAACCACUCCCGUGUGGCGGCUGCAACACGCUCAGCAGACACACAGAAGCCUCAAUUAGAUACUACCUCGGAUAAAUCCACGGCAGCAUUCAUUCGGCGUACUCUCUGCUCCCACAAUGUGCUACUUGGCAAUGGCGAGAAAGGACGCAGUACACCUCGUCCUAUUGAAGACGUAUUGCCACCCUUGACGAGCUCAAACGAGGUCGACCUUCAACUAUACGGCAUCAUCUCUGUUAUCAUCAAGGAGUUUGUACAGACGUGGUACUCGAAGAUAACUCCCGAUCAAGUAUUUGUCAACGAAGUGAUCCAGAUUAUCGCUCAUUGUACGCGAGGUCUGGAGCAGCGCCUCAGAAAAGUCGAUCUCGAAUCACUAUUGCUAGAUGAGAUACCUGAGCUACUCCAAGCCCACCUGACCUCAUUCCGAAUAGCGAAGACUCAAGCCGCCUCGUCAAUUUCACUAGUAUCAGAUCCUCGUCUGAUAUAUCAUACGCUCCACCCGCACCCUGCACUAUCACCUGUGCCUACCGAUGAUGCUCCGGCGACAGUCCUUGAACAGCGGGAAAGCGAGUCGGCGUGGCGCCAACUACUCAUACAUGGCGUGCUAGCCCUGUUGCUACCGACAGAAGACUUAAAAAAUGGGUGUCUACGCGCCCUGGUAGGCGAAAUAUUCGCAGAGAUGAUCCUUGGAAACGGCAUUAGCGGAAAAGCCUGUGAAGGAUGGGUGCUAUGGGAGGGCAUCACAAGGAUAGCUGAGGUUUUACAGACCGAUGCUGCGAAAGAGAAGGAUUCCCAAUCGGACGAUGCCGAUGCGGAGCAGUCGUUGACCCGUCUUGAGCGUUACGGGCUGCUGUCCACGCAUCAAGGGGUGGGUGAAACCAAUGGUGUAUUGGACAGAUUCCUCGCUCAUGCUUUCCACACGCAGAUCUUGAACCCCGCUUUCCUUCCCGUGGCGCUUCGGACUCUUCGUGCAACACUCUUCCCUAACAACGCGCUCGGGCCCCCACGUCAGAUUCCAACGUAUGAGGAAAUCAAGGAGAUCAAGCGCUGCUGUGCCGCCAGACUACUUGACUUAGUACCACCGAAAGUAGCAGCCGCUUUCUUUGCGAGCUACGAGCGCGAUGAGCAGGUUCGACAGAUCGCAAACACACUAGACUGUCUCGAUGACGCUUAUCUCAACAAGCACCUCGUUUUUCAGAUCGUUGAGCUGAUUGUUCUGCGCCUGUUUCCGGAGUUGGGAGAACAAGGCGUAAAUGAUCUGUUGGAGGAGCGCAUUAGCUGA